Molecule: messenger RNA, 798 nt
Organism: Peromyscus maniculatus bairdii (prairie deer mouse)
Lineage: Eukaryota; Metazoa; Chordata; Mammalia; Rodentia; Cricetidae
Product: proline-rich protein 23A3-like
Source: RefSeq, a predicted model, not a curated record
AUGCUGGGAGUGAGGCCCCGCAGCCCCAGCUUCGACCCCGAGCCCUGCUGGCCACCGCAGCCACAAGGAUCCAGCCCGGCCAAGCGCCGCCGCCUCCACGAGCCCGCCCGCCACGAGCCCCUGGCGUCGCCAGACAUGGAAGCGCCCGCCGGACCCGCCAGCGACGCGCUCACCUCCGUGGUGUUCCUGGCCGCCGGCUGCGCCAUGCAACUGCAGCUGGAAGACGUCGACCUGCUGCUGGAGCCCGAGCCCACCUCGGUCCUGCAAGUGUCGCUCCCUGGACACACCUUAAUCCUCGUCCCCGAGGGCCUCCAGUCUUCCGCCCAUCUUGGACUGCCUGGGUUCUGGUCCGCCAGCCCGCAGGAGGCGUCUCUCCUGGACAUACCCCAGGACCACCUCGUCGUCCUCCCACAGGGAUCCUUCUGUGAGUACGUCUUAGACAGCUCCUACCAAGAGGACGCCUGUGAAGAAGAUGUAGACUUGGGCUUCUUGGCGCCUUUGGCUAAACCUCUAGCUGAUCAGGCCUCUGGGCUCCUUUCCUACACCAGGAUGCCCAGUCCUUGGCCUCAGGGCCGCAUCACAGAGCCACAUGCUCCGAUGGCCUCCUCUAAUGCAGAGCGAUAUUCUCCUAGGGCCAUCUGGGACCUGGACAGCUACCUGCUGGGACCCUUCCCUAGCUCACCGCUUCAGCCUCUGCCUCCAUCUCCUCCUCCGAGUCCUCAAGAGCAGCGCCCUCCACACCCUCCACACUCUCCACGGGCCCCGUGCAAGGCCCGGAGGCGACUGUUCUGUGAAUGA